Molecule: messenger RNA, 786 nt
Organism: Rotaria sp. Silwood2
Lineage: Eukaryota; Metazoa; Rotifera; Eurotatoria; Philodinida; Philodinidae
Source: the annotation of a GenBank genome assembly
AUGCAAUCACUAUCCUUGUCAAAUACAGUUCAAUUAACAAUAAGUAUUCAACAUCCAAGCGAAUUAAGACUUUUAUUUGAACACAAUGCUCUACCUGCAAUCGAAUAUUUGAAUAUUACUAUUGAGAAUCCACAGACUACUGUGCCUUGCAAGGUACCAAUUACUCAACUUUGCAAAGAUUCUCUACGACAAACGGCUAAUGGUGGUACUCAUCUGAGAGUUUUGGUCUUACGUUAUAUAACUUUGAAUGAUGUUAUCAUAUUAAUUGGCUCAUUAACCAUGCCUUUACUUGAAGAAUUGAUACUUAUUGAUAUGUAUGAUGAUAAUCGUCUUGGUCAAUUUCAAGAACUUUUUAAUUCUUCAAAUUUUCCUACUUUGAAAACUCUUCAUUUCUCAUUAUGUUUUCCUCAAGAAAUCGAACAUGCAUGGAGAAUAAGUUCAUUUAGUUGCAAUCGUCAAUGGCCUUUUGACAAUAUUAAUUGCUGCAUAGAUGAGCGUCAUGUACAUGUUUUGGAUGCAAGAGGUUAUAUUGCAAAGAUCCUAUUUGUUAUCUACAAUUGUUCAAUUCAUCUCCUCUAUCGCUACAAACGAACUUUUUACAAUUAUGGUUUCACAACACAUGUAUCUGCUCCCAUUCGUACAAUUCGACGACGAUUGAUUCAAUGGACAUGCGAUCAAAAAUAUGAGAGUGAGCAAUUAAAUAAAACUCUACGAAUAAUUGCAAGUGAUCGUGUUAAUGAACUUCAUUUAACAUAUUUAAAUGAACAAGUAAGUCGUAAAAAAUAG